CCACCGCUGGUGGUGUAAGUGGUGACCCACAAAUGGAUUGGUGACUUGUGUAAAGUGCGUGACGGAUAGUGUCCAAAAUGACUGUAUUACUUUACAUUGUCGCCUUCGCGCUGGUGGGGCAGGCGAGAGGACUAGUCGAACUGAACUGCAGUGAUAAUUCCACAUGUAUAGACAACAUGGUUAGGGAGUUUGUUAGGAGUAUACGGGAGCAGAAGGCGGUUAGGCUGUUCGAUACGUUUACUAUAGAGCCGUUGGGUAAUGUGCGGCAGGCGAGGGCGUAUAAGGAUCCCUUGACAAGGCUGCUAGCGAGCCACGCUAUCAGCUUCGACUGGAACGACUUUACGUUUACAUUCUCCAACACGCAGGACAAGAGUGACGCCUUGGACCUGGAGGUGUAUGAGAGCAGAACUGCUAAAGAUGUUUCGGAUGAAGCUCCGAAGAAAUCAAACAGCAAGGUAGAAGAAGAGAAACCACAGGACAAAACACCCAAACGAAUUAGAAGGCGACAUAAACGCAAAGUGAUGCAAGCCGUGAUCCCCCUGCUAUUUGGUAUGAAGUCGGCAGCAAUAGCAAUAUUCUCGCUUGCGGUGGUCGCAGUCAUUACGAUAAAGGCUUUCUUAGCGAGCAAGCUAGCUUUGCUAGUCACCGUUGGAAUGGCUGCUAAGAAACUGUAUGAGAACUACACUGGCGGUGCCGGUUUGCAAAACCAUCCGUAUCUAUACUCACAAUACCCGAUAGACUUUCCAAGCGCCUCGUCGCACGCAUACUCCGUUAGCGGAGUGAGCCCACAGUUCGGUUCAUCAGAAAUGUUCAGUCCCACCGGGCUGGGAUCGCAAUCGCAUACCCACGAAAUACUUCAAACGAACGACCCCAGCGCUCAGCAGUCGCAGCAGGCGCCCGCCGUAGUAGCUAACGCGACGCGGGCAGCAGAAAGAUGGGAUGGGUACCGGAGACGUCCAAUAUUUUAUGGAAGCUCGCGCGCUACUUCAGAUUCUUAUUUGGCCUCCCACCGCCGCCGCUAAGCGCCUCCUCCAUGCCGAUGCCCCUGUAUACCUUACCUCAGAACAUGGCGGAACAACAUAACAUGCCAAUGUUUAACCCGUCCAUGUCAAUGCCGGCGAGUCAAUAACAGAAUUGGACAACAGGAUCGUAAAAUUGGGUCAAGUGGCGUCAUUUAGUUCCAACAAGCUAAAUGUCAGAUUACCACGUGGCUGCUUGAUCCGCUCAAUUUUAGACUUCAGUCUUAGCGUGGUGAUCUGACAUUUAGCAAAUGAACCAGCCGUAAUGUUUUAAAUUUCUGGACCUGAUUAUUGGUCAUUCUUGUUUCUUGUGUAAAUUGUUUAUUGUGUCCAGACAAUUUAAAGCAUUGCGAGCAGUUUUGUGUUAAGACUGAUUUAGUUGCUUGUUAACUUAACUGAAGUAUUUUUAAGCGCGAGCCCGUCGACUUUGUUAUGAGAUUAAAUAAGUUAUUUAUUUUAAGGUUAAGUUUUGUUAAGGCUUAUUUAUUCAGCACCUAGUGAAAUAAAUGUUGUUAAUUA
Messenger RNA from Colias croceus (clouded yellow), 1538 nucleotides. RefSeq lists its product as uncharacterized. The transcript has 5 exons. The coding region runs from base 78 to 1022 and encodes 314 amino acids. Lineage: Eukaryota; Metazoa; Arthropoda; Insecta; Lepidoptera; Pieridae. The record is from RefSeq and is a predicted model, not a curated record.